AUGUCUUCCUCCGCCGUGGUCCAAAGUGACGACCUCGACAUGGAUCCCACGCUCCAGUCGAUCAUCGACCAGAAAACCCUUCGCUGGAUCUUCGUCGGUGGUAAAGGUGGUGUGGGUAAGACCACAACCUCCUGCUCGCUCGCCAUCCAACUCGCCAAAGCCCGCAAAUCCGUGCUCCUGAUCUCCACCGAUCCCGCCCACAACCUGAGCGAUGCCUUUGGCCAGAAAUUCGGAAAGGAGGCCCGUCUCAUUGACGGAUAUGACAAUCUCAGCGCCAUGGAGAUCGACCCCAACGGCAGCAUCCAGGAUCUCCUGGCCAACGGGGACGGACAGGAUGAUAUGGGCGGAAUGGGCAUGGGAAACAUGAUGCAGGAUCUUGCGUUCAGCAUCCCCGGAGUUGAUGAAGCCAUGUCCUUCGCCGAAGUCCUGAAGCAGGUCAAGUCGCUUUCUUACGAGGUUAUUGUGUUCGAUACUGCGCCUACCGGCCACACGCUGCGCUUCCUGCAGUUCCCAACUGUUCUUGAGAAGGCGCUGGCGAAGCUGUCCCAGCUCUCGUCGCAGUUCGGGCCCAUGCUCAAUUCGAUUCUGGGCGCGCGGGGCGGUUUGCCCGGUGGACAGAACAUGGACGAGCUGUUACAGAAGAUGGAGUCGCUGCGGGAGACCAUCAGCGAGGUCAACACGCAGUUCAAGAACGCGGAUAUGACCACCUUUGUCUGUGUGUGUAUUGCGGAGUUCUUGUCGCUUUACGAGACCGAGCGGAUGAUUCAGGAGUUGACUAGCUACGGCAUUGAUACCCAUUCGAUUGUUGUGAACCAGUUGCUUUUCCCCAAGGAGGGCAGUGGCUGCGACCAGUGUACCGCGCGGAGGAAGAUGCAGAAGAAGUACCUGGAGCAGAUCGAGGAGUUGUAUGAGGACUUUAACGUGGUUCGCAUGCCGCUAUUGGUGGAGGAGGUCCGCGGAAAGGAUAAGCUGGAGAAGUUCAGCGACAUGCUUAUCCACCCCUAUAUCCCGCCGCAGUAA
Penicillium longicatenatum is the source of this 1020-nucleotide messenger RNA. RefSeq names its product Golgi to ER traffic- protein. NCBI's taxonomy places the organism in Eukaryota, Fungi, Ascomycota, Eurotiomycetes, Eurotiales, Aspergillaceae. Gene Ontology annotation, cellular component: GET complex. Gene Ontology annotation, biological process: post-translational protein targeting to endoplasmic reticulum membrane. Bases 1 to 1020 code for a protein of 339 amino acids. Gene Ontology annotation, molecular function: ATP binding; ATP hydrolysis activity. The transcript is spliced from 3 exons. The record is from RefSeq and is a predicted model, not a curated record.